Messenger RNA from Ceratotherium simum simum (southern white rhinoceros), 3363 nucleotides. The record is from RefSeq and is a predicted model, not a curated record. NCBI's taxonomy places the organism in Eukaryota, Metazoa, Chordata, Mammalia, Perissodactyla, Rhinocerotidae.
UGGGGGGCUCUGUUUCCGCUUCCGGGACCAGAAUCCGGAAGUGGCAAUUGAGGGGCCUCUUCCCAUCACCAGCUGCGGCGGUUGUGAGAAGAGGGUGAACGGCCAUGGCGGCAGUCGCAGCGGAUCCGGCGGCUGCGGAUGCGGCCGAGGACCGAGAGCCACAGCGCGAAGCCAUGCCGGGCCUGGAGAGCCAGCGGCGCCAGAUCAAAAACAGCGAGAGUGGGCGAGAGCGUCCACUGCGGACCGGCGAAAGCUGGUUCCUCGUGGAGCAGCACUGGUACAAACAGUGGGAAUUGUACGUGCAGGGAGGAGACCAGGACUCUAGCACCUUCCCUGGCUGCAUCAACAAUGCUAAGCUCUUUGAAGACCAGGUAAACUGGCGCCUCAAGAAGGGACUGGUGGAAGGUGAGGAUUAUGUGCUGCUCCCAGAGGCUGCUUGGCAUUACCUGGUCAGCUGGUAUGGUCUAGAGCAUGGCCAGCCGCCAAUUGAGCGCAAGGUCGUGGAGCUGCCCGGCAUCCAGAAGGUCGAAGUAUACCCAGUAGAACUGCUGCUUGUCCAGCACAGUGAUAUGGACACACCCUUCACUGCUCAAUUCAGCCACACAGCUUCUAUUGGGUCCCAGGAAGACCUUGAGUGUGCUCCAUCACCCUGUACAGACCUAGUUUUGCGUACUGCUCGAGAGCAGUUUCUGGUGAGCCCCCAGGAAGAGGCACGGCUGUGGAUCAAGAACGCGAAGGGCUCUUUUGAGAGAUUGUGCAACACACGCGUCACGGUGUUCGACGCCGCCCUCAAGACUGGGCAGCUGAUCAUCAUGGAGACCCGAAACAAGGAUGGCACUUGGCCCAGUGCGCAGCCGCACGCCACGAAAAGUGCAUCGGAGGAGGAUAAGAACUUCCAGGGCCAGCCAGGCAUCUGUGGUCUCACCAACCUGGGCAACACGUGCUUCAUGAACUCGGCCCUGCAGUGCCUCAGCAAUGUGCCACAGCUCACCGAGUACUUCCUCAAAAACCGCUACCUGGAGGAGCUCAACUUCUGCAACCCACUGGGCAUGAAGGGUGAGAUCGCAGAGGCCUAUGCGGACCUGGUGAAGCAGGCAUGGUCUGGCCACCACCGCUCCAUCGUGCCCCAUAUGUUCAAGACCAAGGUCGGCCACUUUGCGUCCCAGUUUCUGGGCUUCCAGCAACAUGACUCGCAGGAGCUGCUGUCGUUCCUCCUGGAUGGGCUGCAUGAGGACCUCAAUCGUGUCAAGAAGAAGGAAUAUGUGGAGCUGUGCGAUGCGGCUGGGCGACCAGAUCAAGAGGUCGCUCAGGAGGCCUGGCAGAACCACAAACGGCGGAACGAUUCUGUGAUUGUGGACACUUUUCACGGCCUCUUCAAGUCCACGCUGGUGUGCCCCGGUUGUGGCAACGUGUCUGUGACCUUUGACCCCUUCUGCUACCUCAGUGUCCCACUGCCUGUCAGCUACAAGAGGGUCAUGGAGGUCUUCUUUGUCUCCAUGGACCCCCGCCGCAAGCCAGAACAGCACCGCCUCGUGGUCCCCAAGAAAGGCAAGAUCUCGGAUCUGUGUGUGGCUUUGGCCAAACACACUGGUGUCUCGCCAGAAAGGAUGAUGGUGGCCGAUGUCUUCAGUCACCGCUUCUAUAAGAUCUACCAGCUGGAAGAGUCUCUGAGCAGCAUCUUGGACCGAGAUGAUAUCUUCAUAUAUGAGGUGUCAGGCAGGUCUGCUAUUGGCGAGAACUCCAGAGAGGAUGUUGUGCUUCCUAUCUACCUGCGGGAGCGCACCCCAGCCCGGGACUACAACAACUCCUACUAUGGCCUCAUGCUCUUUGGGCACCCGCUGCUGGUGUCAGUGCCCCGGGACCGGCUCUCCUGGGAUGCCCUGUAUCACAUCCUCCUGUACCGCCUCUCACGCUAUGUGACCAGACCCAACUCAGAUGACGAGGAUGAUGGGGAUGAGAAAGACAUGGAGGAUAAGGACAACAUCCCCAAGCCUGGACACGUGGCUGUGGGCAGCUCCCAAGACCCUGGGCCAGAGCAGGCUGGGCCCAGCUCUGGAGUUGCAGGCAGGAGCCGGGCCCCCGUGGACAACUCCCCUGGCCCAUCUCACUGGCCACAGAGGGCGCGGCGCAAGCACCUGUUCACCCUGCAGACCGUGAAUUCCAAUGGGACCAGUGACCGCUCAACCUUCAACGAGGAUACCCAUGGUGUCUCCUUCAGCUGUGAGCCAGGGUUGGGGAGGCGGGAGGGGGGUUUCCUUGGCAGCAGGGCCCAUGACCACCUCCCCUCGCCCCCAGCCCAGCCGUACAUUGCCAUCGACUGGGAGCCAGAGAUGAAGAAACGUUACUAUGACGAGGUGGAGGCUGAGGGCUACGUGAAGCAUGACUGUGUCGGGUAUGUGCUGAAGAAGGCUCCGGUGCGGCUGCAGGAGUGCAUUGAGCUCUUCACCACUGUUGAAACUCUGGAGAAGGAAAACCCCUGGUACUGCCCCUCCUGCAAGCAGCACCAGCUGGCCACCAAGAAGCUGGACCUGUGGAUGCUGCCUGAGACGCUCAUUAUCCACCUGAAGCGCUUCUCCUACACCAAGUUCUCCCGCGAGAAGCUGGACACCCUUGUGGAGUUUCCUAUCCGAGACCUGGACUUCUCCGAGUUCGUCAUCAAGCCGCAGAGCGAGUCGGCCCCAGAGCUGUACAAAUACGAUCUCAUCGCCGUUUCCAACCAUUAUGGGGGCCUGCGUGAUGGACACUACACAACAUUUGCCUGCAACAAGGACAGUGGCCAGUGGCACUACUUUGAUGACAGCAGCGUCUCGCCUGUGACUGAGAAUCAGAUUGAGUCCAAGGCAGCCUAUGUCCUCUUCUACCAACGCCAGGACGUGGCGCGUCGCCUGCAGCCCCAGACUGGCUCAUCUGACCCCCCGGCAACCCCUGGCUGCAGUUCCCCACCCAACUCUGAGUUCAUGGAUGUAAACUGACGAGCCCUGGCUCUGCCGCAGGGAAGCAAGCCAUCUCUGCUCUCCCCGCCCUCCUGUCCCGCCGUAUCCACCCCCGUCCUCUUACCGCGUUAGGUUCCUCGUGCAGGCAUCACAGGCUUAGUUAUGGCUACUGUUCUCCUGUGCUGCUAUAUUGCUCCCUCCUGGAGAAGAAGAGGUUGUGUCUCCUCCCGGCAGUGUGUUCCCUGCCUGUGUUUGCCCCUUAGAGCUUUCACCUUCCCUUCUAUUCUCUAUUUAUGGUUGUCCCCUUCCCUAUGUCCUCAACCUGGGGUGUUCUGAGCAGGGUGUGGUGGGUGCACCUGAACACAGAGUGUAUUUUCUUAUCAAGACCUGUCCCUUCUGCUGUGUAUAUAUAAAGUGCCAGUGUGUUCCU